Molecule: messenger RNA, 1449 nt
Organism: Paramecium sonneborni
Lineage: Eukaryota; Ciliophora; Oligohymenophorea; Peniculida; Parameciidae
Source: the annotation of a GenBank genome assembly
AUUAAUGCUUUCUUAAUGGAUUGAGAGUAUAUGUUUAGUAAAAUUUGAUAUUGAAAUUGGUCAAAUAGUUGAAUGGACUUAACCAUUAAAAUCAAUAACAGAAUAAGAAGAAAAGAAUAUUAGCAUGUUAGCAUUUCCAGAUUCAAAUGCAUUUUCUUAAAACGAAGGUAAAAUUGAUUUAUUUUAAUUUAGGUCAUCUUAAAUAUGUUUUUCGAGUUAGAAGGUCAGGAGGAAAGAAUUAAUUUUCAUUGGGAUUUGCAUUAUUUAUGUAAAGGAAAGAUGAAGAUAAUCCAAGAGGAUACACAUAGAAAUCGAUAGUAAUUUUAACAAUAUUGCCUCUUGUUACUUUCUAUUAUAAUUUAUUGGAAAUAAUAUAUUAAAAUAUUAAGCAAGGAUGUUUGAAAGCAUAAUUAUAAGUAAAUCUAAUUUUUAUUUCGAAGCAUGCUUAUGAAUAAAUAAAUAGUUGGGAAAAACCAUAACCCAAUUAAGUAUUUAAUCUCUAAAUAUUUAAUAAUAAAAUAGCAGUAGAAGUUCCACAUUAUUUGAAGAUGUAAAAAGUUGAUUCUUAAAUGAAUGUUGAAUUAUAACAAGUAUUAGAUGAGUUAACUCUUACAAACAUGAUACAACUUGAUGACUUAAGAGACAUUGGAUAAUUCUAAGAAGCCAAUAUUUUUGCAGCAUUACCGUAAUUUAAUAAUCAAAAACUAAAAGUCAUUCUAUGUUAGUUCAUUUACCGAAGUUAUGGGAACUUAUUCUCACUAAUCAAUAAUUUAUGGUUAUUGCUGAUUCCCCUUAUCAAUGCAGUGAAAUUAUUCUUGGAAUGAUUAGCUUAAUUUCACCAAUGAAAUUUAGUGGCGAUUAUAGACCAUAUUUUACUAUUUAUGAUAAAGAAUUUCAAUAAAUUAAUUAAGAACUUGAAAACUCAAUUGUUCGAAAUAUCAUUAUAGGUGUUACAAAUCCUUUUUUCUUAAAAGUAUAAAAUAUCAAUAAAAAUUAUAGGCAUUGAAGAAAUUCCCAAUUAUUAUAAGAUGCGAUUCAUAAGCCUAAUAAAAUAGAUUAUAAACUUAAGGAAAUAAAGAGUUUUGUUUGCUUGAUGAUAGACAAACACUUAAAAUGAUGAUACCUAUUAAAAAUGAAGAAACUAAAACUAUUAAUAAUUCAUUAAUAAAGAAAGUUUAUCGAAAUAUGUCUUUAGAAUUUAUUGGACUUUUUGAAAUGUAUUUUGCAAAUUAAUAAAAUGUACAAAUUAUAUUUUAUAUUUAGUAAGUAAAAAAGUUUGAUGAAAAAGAAUUUUUAGAGUUUACAAAAAAUUGUAAAGUCUCAUUUCAAGAUUUAUUUGAAAAUAAACAAAAAUUUGUGAAGCUAUAUCAGACAUUUAUUAGAAGCUCUAAUUUCGUAACAUAUUUGAAUGAACGCAAAAAUGUGUAUAUAGCGAAGAGCAUUAUUUGA